Schistosoma margrebowiei is the source of this 2430-nucleotide messenger RNA. The record is from the annotation of a GenBank genome assembly. Lineage: Eukaryota; Metazoa; Platyhelminthes; Trematoda; Strigeidida; Schistosomatidae.
UUCAGAGGGAAGGUCAAGUAUUGCGCUAGAUCUUUCGGGUUGUUGUCCGGACGCUAGCAGAUGGCGCUGAACGCAGAAAGCAGCUUAUCACAUAAUACAGGUGUUAAAACUUUAUAUGAAUCAGACCUGGAGGAUGAAAACUACUCAACUGUGGAGAGUUAUGGCAUUAGAGAACGCAGGCGUAAGCUGCAUACUGAAGCGGAGCAGCGUCGUCGAAAUGCUAUCAAAAGGGGUUUUGAAGGGUUAUUAGAGCUCGUCCAUCCAAUGAAAAACGAAUCACCUUCUCCGUCUGUUAGGAUGAGUAAAUCAAGCAUAUUACAUAAAGCUAUCUAUAUGAUUGAAAGGCUUGGAAGGCAAAAGCACCAGAAAUUGUCAGAAGUCGAAAGUCUAGAAAAGGAGGUUAAAGCUCUUCGAAUACUAUGCUUGAAUUAUGAGAAAAUAGUUCAAAACAGUCCGAAUUACGAAUGUAGAUCAGUCGAGCCGAUUCCAGAUGAUACAAAACUAGAAGUGUUUCGAGUGUUUUUUGACACCAUGUUCCGUUCAUUCGACAAUUAUAUUGUAUUCAAUUCUUUUACUGACCUCUCAGCAUCAGUGAUAAAAUGGAUUGAAGAGAGCUGUAAACCUGAAAAAAUGGCAUUUCUCAUGGAUUCUGUUCUAACUAAUAUUUUUAACCAGAAUACUGAAAUGCCUUCCGUUAGCAGUCGAAAAUUACACUGUGAUACUCUACCAAUUUAUACAGACUGUAGUACCAAUGAUAGUCAAAAUCCUUCUGAAUCUAUCGGAUCCAUACAUCCUUCAACAGAGUCAUUACUUCAAAUCAAUCCGUUAAUAGGUCAAUCUUCAGUUUACACUUAUUCAUCUAAUAAUCUACCAACUCUUACAAUUGCACCGACUACAAAUAUUAAUAAUUCCACAGUUAGUAUUGAAAAGCGUACUCAACUUAAUUCAAAAUUUCCUAUAAUUUCUCAAGGUAAUUCCCAUUCGAAUAAAUUAAAUAUUGUCCGAUGUCCACCGCCACCUCCACUAGUACCAGGGUCUGUUACUACUCAUCAACAAGUCAAUCUUGUCGAUGUGAACUUUCAACAAUGUGGACAGUCAUCAAAAGAUAUAUGUGAAGGUGAUAAUGCAUUUUAUAAUUUUAAUUCAAUGAUUCCUAAAAAUGUUAAUUCUACAUUAGUAGUUAUUGAUCAGUCAUCUUUACUUCCUAAUGAUCAAGUUAAACAUGAAAUUACAUCAACAUCAUCAUCGUCGUCAUCAUCGUCAUCAUCAUCAUCACCUCAUACAAUAAACUCUUCUUGUAACUUAAUCAUGAAUGAGAUGAAUUUACCUAGAGAGUUAUCAUCAUUACAUAAUUCUAGUCACGUUCAACAGUAUAAAGAGUUUAUUGACGAUUUAUUAUGAUUAAUUUUUUAUUAUUUAAAAUACAAUCAUUCUAUUUUUUCUAUGAAUUUCCAAUCGACUCAAGAGUUCUUUCACUGUCUUUAUUCAACCUUUAAAUGAAUUCGAUCACUCACUCACUCACUCACUCACUCACUCACUCACUCACUCACUCACUCACUCACUCACUCACUCACUCACUCACUCACUCACUCACUCACUCACACACACUAUCUAAUUCAAGAUUUAUACAUAUUUAGGUUAUUGUGUAUUCAAUCUAUCCUUCACAUCUUAUUCUGUGAUAUUCACAGUGUAAACUCAGCUAAUUAUGGAAAUUAACUCAAAAUUAUUGACUCAUUUAUUCAUUCACAUGCUUAGCUAUUGUAAUUCCUCUUCUAUCUUUAUUUUGUAAUCACAUGUAUUAUUAUUUUGAUGGUUAACAUUAUAAUUUGACGGUUUUGUCUUCCAACAUUGUUUUAUUCACAUGUUUAUUGAGUGUACAUUUAAAGAAAAACAAAUGACUGGAUCUAGCCAAUUCUAUGUGGUUCUUUAGAGAUUAUAUAUUCUCUAAUAAAAGAUAUGUUGGAAGUUUGUCUUUAAUGAAAUGAUGUUUGUGUUUUCUUCCCGGUUAUCUUUUUAAUUUCUUCUUGUAGUUAACAAUAAUUUGUAUUUGAUUAUCUAAUCAAUCUUUCCUUUCUAUCUUGAACUAUCAUUAUUUUAUGCUUUGUUUAUCUUUUCUUUUACCUCAAACGAUUAUUUGACAUCUCAGUUAACUAAUAAUAUCAAAUGAGAAAGCACAUGAAACUUGUGAACUAUGAUGGGUUGGUUAAGUUUUUUUUUUUUACGGCAGAAAAUACACAUUCUGAGUUGUUUCUUUUUUAUUAUUAUUACAGUCUUCUACAUAGUGAAGUAGGAAUUAUAUUUUAAUGUAAAAUGGUUUUACAAGUAUCAAUUGACAGAAAACAAAUUAUUGGGCGUUAAAAAUUCAAUCAGCAUCAAUUAGCUUACAUAAAUAUGUUAUUGACAAUAAUAAUGCAAACAUCUCAGUCCUAU